ACAUGUUUCACACUGCUCUGUCGCACUUGCUUCAAUCUCUCUCUCUCUCUCUCUCUCUCUCUCUCGCUGAGAUUGUGCUCUCUCUCUCUUUGGGAAGAGAUGGGUGAAGGAAAGGGCUCGACCCUGGUGCACCUUCUGGUGGUGGUUCUAUGCUUGGUGGCCUUUGGGUUCGCCAUUGCUGCUGAGAGACGAAGAAGCACAGGCCAUACAGAAGAAGAUCCUCGAACAAACGAAACUUACUGUGUUUACAACUCAGAUGUUGCAACUGGUUAUGGGGUGGGCUCUUUCUUGUUCCUUCUUUCAAGUGAAUCUCUACUUAUGGGCGUGACAAAGUGCAUGUGUUUUGGGAGACCUUUAGCCCCUGGUGGGGACCGAGCCUGGUCUAUUAUUUAUUUUGUCUCAUCCUGGGUGACUUUUCUGGUUGCAGAAGCAUGUCUAAUUGCAGGGGCAACAAAGAAUGCUUACCACACCAAGUAUCGGUCAAUGAUUUAUGCUCAGAACCUCUCAUGUGAAACAUUGAGGAAAGGUGUCUUCAUUGCCGCUGCAGUGUUUGUGGUUGCAACAAUGAUUCUCAACGUGUAUUACUACAUGUACUUCACCAAGGCAACUUCUACUAAGGUGGCCCAUAAAGCAAAUCGAGCAAGCUCAACUGUUGGAAUGACUGGAUACGCAUAGAAUAUCAUGUAAUAUGUCCUCAGAGCCUCUAUGUUUUGCAUGGUGAUGUUAUAUACGUGUCCAGUUCCUGUCUGAUUGUUAUACGCUAUUUUACUGAACAUUGUGCGUGCUUAUCUAGUGAAAUAGAUAGUGCUGUUAUGGGUGCUACUUUUACUCAAA
Molecule: messenger RNA, 834 nt
Organism: Corylus avellana
Lineage: Eukaryota; Viridiplantae; Streptophyta; Magnoliopsida; Fagales; Betulaceae
Product: sodium/hydrogen exchanger (DUF1218)
Source: RefSeq, a predicted model, not a curated record